AUGAUGAAAGACACCAAUGAGCCAUGUGAGGUAGUGCAGCAGAAGCAGAAGAAUCUGUCGGUGCACUUCCCACGCAAGAAAGAGAUUAUACAGGUAGAAGAAAGUCAAUUGACACCAUAUGACUAUGCCAAGUCGAGUGGCAGGGCUACAUCAGCGGUUGUCAUAACUGAACCUAAAGGCAAAAGCAUGCCUAUGAAAUGGAUGAGAAGAGUGGAUCAGUUGCUGAUCCAGAAUAUAUUUAGCAACAAACGGCUGUAUCAGAGGUUGAAGCGUAUUAGCUUCCCCGAGGAUGGAGCUGGUAUUUCCUUUGUGAUGGGCAUAAACUGCAAUACGGGAGUACCAUACUCAUGUAUGAAUGAACUGGCAAUCGGAAAACUGUGGAUGUUUCUACGAGAUAGCUUUAUGGAAGCAGAUCAAGGCCGAGCUAUUGGAGGGAUUCAUGUGGGCGGACACAUCAGUACGAAGGAACCAGAUCAGGAACACGUUACGUGGGGCAUCUUAACCUCACUCGAUAGGCGAGACGGAUGCGGAAUUGGUCAGUGGACUGGAUGUCAGAUGUGGUCACUCACGUAUUACUCGGAUUACCGAAACCGGCAGUCGCAAAGGUUCGCUAUGUUUAUGAUGGAUUCAGUAGCUAAUGGGGCUAUCAUUGGGAUGAACGAGAAACAAGAGCAGAGUGAAGUCUUUCGAACGAAUGAAGAUAGUGAAAUGGGUGUUGAUCAUACUGAUCAUAAGUACCCACCAUGGAAAGAUGCGAAGAGAGACGAGCGAGGUCUACCAGAGCCGUUACAGCCCAAAGACCUCGGGAAUAACCAAGCGCUGGUUGAGAAAAUGAAAAUUUGUCUGAGCAAGACUGCAGGACGUUGCGUGAGAUGGUGGCGUACUGUUGGGGCAUGUUCGACGACAUGCUCCGCCCUCAGCCAGUCAAGUUACAGCCGUAUCGGUGUAACGCGGGUUACAGCGAGAGCGCUGGAGCGUCUCUUGUCGAAAUCAGCAAAGACUUCACAGGCGAUUCUGUGGCUCGGGCUGCCCGAGAGCGGCUUAUUUACUUUGGGUUCACCGCCUUGGUUUGCAUCAUCCCUGUGUGGUACCCCCUUGGUUUGCAUUGCUUUAUUCACUUUCCCGGUAUCCGCAGCCGAUACUUUCCUGGCUAAUCGAAGAUUACCAAUCUAUGCGGAAGCAAUAAUUCGUCUCCGGCAGAGAUUACCGAUAUUGGUGCUCCCAUUGCAACUGCCGCUCCUCUGGAUCAAACCGAAGACAAGGUACCUGGCACUGUUUGGGAAUCUUCAGAUCCCAAAGUUCAAAGUUGACGCAAGACGCCAAUACCCAACAUUUCAUCUGAACCCAAUACGCUUUACAUGGACGCCUGGGUUUUGGGAACUUGUACAUUACCUCAUUCUAACCGACGAGGAGUUUUUUGUUGGAGUUUCCCUAAACGGAUUCUUGGCUGAACCUAACCACGCGAGCGUGGGCACGGCUUUUUCUAUGUUCCACCAAGUCUUUUUGCUCGUCGUAAUAUUUUUUUUACCACCCCCUUCUUUAAUCCACCUAAGCCGUGCCCACCGCAGGUGGUUAGGUACAGUCAAGAAUCCGUUAAGGGAAACAUUAACCUACCCUCCUACGAUUUUAUGUGACCUUUGA
Aureococcus anophagefferens is the source of this 1641-nucleotide messenger RNA. RefSeq lists its product as hypothetical. The coding region runs from base 1 to 1641 and encodes 546 amino acids. The transcript is spliced from 9 exons. The record is from RefSeq and is a predicted model, not a curated record. Lineage: Eukaryota; Pelagophyceae; Pelagomonadales; Pelagomonadaceae.